This is a messenger RNA of Melanotaenia boesemani (Boeseman's rainbowfish), 1589 nucleotides long. It is a transcript of the gene golga7ba, whose product is annotated as golgin A7 family, member Ba. The record is from RefSeq and is a predicted model, not a curated record. The coding region runs from base 60 to 536 and encodes 158 amino acids. NCBI's taxonomy places the organism in Eukaryota, Metazoa, Chordata, Actinopteri, Atheriniformes, Melanotaeniidae. The transcript is spliced from 5 exons. Gene Ontology annotation, biological process: protein targeting to membrane; peptidyl-L-cysteine S-palmitoylation. Gene Ontology annotation, cellular component: palmitoyltransferase complex.
UCCCACUAAAGCGAUUUCAGUCCAGGAAGCGUCUCUUCCCCACGGCCACGGAUGGCAACAUGGCGACAGAGUUUCAUAAUCUGCAGGAGCUGAGGCACAGUGCAUCUCUGGCCAACAAAGUAUUCAUCCAGAGAGACUACAGUGAAGGGACGGCGUGCAAGUUUCAGACAAAGUUUCCUUCUGAGCUUGAGAGCAGGAUUGAGCGGACACUGUUUGAGGACACCGUGAAGACGCUGAAUAACUACUAUGCAGAGGCAGAAAAGAUAGGAGGGCAGUCUUACCUGGAGGGCUGUCUGGCCUGUGCCACAGCAUAUCUUAUCUUCCUCUGCAUGGAGACGCGUUACGAGAAGGUGUUGAAGAAGAUCGGCAAGUACAUUCAGGAGCAAAAUGAGAAGAUCUACGCUCCAAGAGGUCUGCUCAUCACGGACCCCAUAGAGAGGGGAAUGCGUGUUAUUGAGAUAUCCAUCUAUGAAGACAGGGGUUCCAGCGGGUCCAGCUCAGGCAGCAGCUCUGUGUCCGGCAGCACUGCUCGAUGACCUGAUACUUUAUUAACCAACCCCUCUUGGUUGAGAACUUUGGACAAAAACACUCAUUUUCCAGCAGCCCACACACCCCGGACGCUAUGCUCACACAAGGAUCCACCAGCUUUUUAAGAUUUUUUUUUUACUUGUUCUUUUUUCCUCCUGACCUGUCAUAGAAAGUUUUUACAAUAGAUGCUUCAAACAUGCACUUUAGUGGUUUGUUGUCAUGUCAUGUACAAGCCAUCAAUGUACAGCAGGAGUUUCUACAUACUGCUAGAAAUACUUUGUGUGAUCAUGCUGUUCUUUCUUUCCCUUUUUCUUUGAUGUUAAAGAGAGAGGGAAGGAAGGAGGGGUGCUUCAUCAAACCUCAUACCUCAACUAAUGUAGCUGUACCACACGGUCCAGAUCACAACAGAGUCCUGAUCAACCAGGAGACAUGACUGAACUCAUUCUUGUCAAUACUGCACAUUAGACACUGGCAUAUUAUCAUGUUAUUAAUUGUGCCGGCUUUUAGAGAAUGAAGAUGUAUCUGAGGGCCACACAUCAGUUAACCUGCCAACAGUCCAGAUUGACACUGUUAAUCACCUCAUUCUCUUUCACCUCUGCUGUAAAUCACACUGUCAGCAACAGAUGAAUGUUAUCAAACCCACUCAUGUUUAUAAUGUAGCAGAUCUUCCAUCCUUAAAGCCUGUAUUUUAUUUGUUAGAUAUGCAGACACCUGCACCUCUAAGUACCAACCUCUUGGGUUUCACUAAGCGAGACCAACAUUUCCUAAAUUGUGAUUAUGCAAAGACUCACUGUGCAUUAAAUGCAGCAGUGAGUAGAGAAAGGAUGGGUCAAAAGUCUUCCCGAAUCAUGGCUGUAGUGUUUCUGAAAUACGCCAACCCUUCCUUGAUUCAUGGAUAAACUUCCAAAGAACAGUAACUGCCAAAAACUGGCUUGCAAAUGUGAAUGUGAUGUUUAUUUUAGUGACAUUUAUGUGCAAGAACAAAUUUUCAUACUGCUUGUUUGAUACCUUGACGAUAAGGUAUGUACUGUACAACAGUGUCAAAUAAACAGUUUCAUGUC